This is a messenger RNA of Nylanderia fulva, 1443 nucleotides long. Lineage: Eukaryota; Metazoa; Arthropoda; Insecta; Hymenoptera; Formicidae. The record is from RefSeq and is a predicted model, not a curated record.
UCUCUCUCUCUCUCUCUCUCUCUCUCUCUCUCUCUCUCUCUCUCGCUCAGCUGUGGAGCGUACAUAUCUGGUUCACUAUACUUGCGCCACUGCUGUAUCCUCAUAGCUCUCUCGCUCAGACUUCGAAGGAUCGCAGUUCUGCGCGAUAUCCUGCAUAUCUCGGCAUACCGUCCCCGUCGUUUCCGACAUUGUUCCCUCGGCUCGCCCCCGCUCGGCCCCGAACCCGGACGCGGAAUAAUCCCACUCGUUCGACGUCUACCGGGCCCGGCUUCCCGACCGGAUUCCAGUCGAUUCUGGUACCGAGCUUGUGCAGGGUGAGAAACCCCGGCAUCGGGCAUGAUAAUUGGAUGCUUUUCCGCUCGCUCUCAUUCCCCUCCCCAGCUCCGAAAAAGCGUGAGGAAGAACGUACGAACUUAUUAAUACAGCCCUUGAAAAAGCCCGUGACGAAUGCAAGCCUAAGAAAAGCUGAUGCUGAAGAAACAAAGGGAGCGGAGAGAGCAUCUUGUAUAAGAAUCCGCGAACACGGAUGUCCAGAAAAUGGUUUUACUACUUUAAAAAAUCGUGCGUCCAGCAUUCGACGAAGUUACUCGACACUAUUUUCAUCAACCGAAUGCAAUAACACCAAGGCAUUGAAGAAAUCCUCAUUGAUGUAUGUGUCGGCUCUUCUCGAUUCAAGAAAUGCAUACCGAGAAGAGCAUGUCCGACACAUACACCAAUGAGGACUUUUUCAACGCCUUGGCGUUAUUGCAUUCGACUGAUGAAAAUAGUGCCGAGGAGCUUCGUCGAAUGCUGGAUGCCUGUAUCGAGAAGAAAUACGGCCCCGGUAAAACUUUGGCCGCAAGAAUGCCCAGAAGAUUUUCAAAUACCGACGCAACCGCUUCGACAAGAAUGUCAAAGAAACGCGUCCAAGAACGAUGUAACGAAAUGAUGGAAAACGAGACCUGGGACGGUUUCGAAGAUGUUUCCUCUCUUGAAUCUGACGUGACGGAGAACAUCGCGGAUUCUCGAACGAUUGACAUGGAAGUGUUCGAGAUCAAUUAUGAGGAUUGCUGCGAUGAUCAAAGCGUUCCUAGGAUCUCGAUUCCCGAUGAAGGUUCCAACGAUGGGACUGUCUGCAAGAUUUGCAACGGCGCAAAAUUGGGACCUUUAAUUUUGCUGGAGUGUCAAGAGUGUCAAGAGACUUACCAUCCGUUGUGCCAUCAACCCCCAGUCAUCGACAUCGACGUUUACGAUCCUAGAUUUGUAUGGCGAUGCAGAAGAUGCGUCGAAUCGUCGUCAGCGAUUUCUACAAAAGUUAGACUUUUGGAAAAGAGAUCUGUGGAAAACGAUAUUCGAAGAAACGAUGCGAUCAAAGAGAAUGCAAACAUUUCCAGAUUAAAGAUGCCUGGAACAAGAAGUGAUUUGUCUAAUUGUAAGAAGAAUGGUACGUUGAUAGAGAGAUAG